AUGAUUCGGUUGUGUGCUACGUUCAAAGGAAUAGUUGAUGAUGAUAGGAGUAAAGUCCAGUUCGACCUGAAUAAGGAUCCACAUGAUACAAGUGAUGGUGAUGAUGUGGGAGUUGAUUUGGGAAAAUCAGUAGCAAUUAUUUCAAGGAAUUCACAUAAGCCGACUGAUGUUGUAUUAGAAAAGCCUACUAAUGCUAAUCUUGGUGAUGCUGCUGGUUCAAAGUUGGAAGAUUCAAUGGUAAAGAAGGGCGGAUAUUUUAGCAGUAAGGAAGCUUUACAGGCUACUAUGGAAAUGUAUGCAAUGAAAUAUAACUGCGACUACAGGAUUACAAAAUCUGAUAAGAGAUGGUGGUGUAUACGCUGCAUUGAUAGUGCUUGUAAUUGGAGGCUCCGGGCUGAGUGUUUACAACCAUCUACAUAUUUCAAAAUCAACAAGUUUGAGGGUAACCAUACAUGUGCUCCUUCAAAAAAAAAAUCAUUUUGUAGGACUCUAUCUGAAAGAACAAUUGGACAUCUCAUUAAGCAAAGCUAUGAGGGUGUGAAGGAAGGUCCUAAACCGAUUAAUAUAAUUAAUAUUAUUCAUUCAAGGUACGUCUGCGAGCUAACAUAUCACCAAGCUUGGGAGUCUCGGGAGUAUGCAGUUAACGAAGUUAGAGGAAUUCUUGAGAAAAGUUAUGCUAAGAUACCAAAAUACUUGCACAUGCUACAAGAAGCGAAUCCUGGUACGUUCACGAAUUACGAAAUUGACUUUGAUGGAAGAUUCAAAUACCUAUUUAUUUCUUUUGGUCAAUCAAGAAGAGGGUUCUACAAGGCAAUGCGGAAAGUGAUAGUAGUUGAUGGAACAUUUUUGAAGAAUAAAUACAAAGGAGUUCUACUAGUUGCUACAGCUGUAGAUGGUAACUCCAAUUUGUAUCCAAUUGCAUUUGGAAUUGCUGAUUCUGAGAAUGAUUGUUCAUGGAAGUGGUUUUUUAUGCAACUUAAGAUGGUUAUAGCUGAUGAAGAAGGUUUAUCAUUUGUGUUAGAUAGACAUACAUCAAUUGCUAAAUCAAUUGGAAACAUCUACCCAUUGGCUAAACAUGGUAUUUGCAUCCACCACUUGAUUAGUAAUGUGAUAACAUAUAAUAAGGGCAGAGGUGUCGCUGGUAUGGUUGCAAAAGCAUCAAAAGCUUAUAGAGUUGCUGAGUUUGAGAAAGAGUUUGCGCGAAUUAACAAUAUUAGUCCUGCUAUUGGAAGUUAUCUAGAGGAAGCCGAUGUGAGAAAAUGGGCUCGCUGUCAUUUUCCGGGUUAUAGAUAUGACAUUAACACCAACAAUGCGGCUGAGUCAAUCAAUGCAGCUUUGAGGUCACCCAGAGAGUAUCCAAUAAUUCCUUUGUUAGACAGCAUCAGAGAAAUGAUGACACACUGGUUUUAUGAGAGUAGAGAGUUAAGUGCAAAGCAAAAAGAUCCUUUAACUGUUGAUGUGGGGUAA
This is a messenger RNA of Camelina sativa (false flax), 1467 nucleotides long. The record is from RefSeq and is a predicted model, not a curated record. Lineage: Eukaryota; Viridiplantae; Streptophyta; Magnoliopsida; Brassicales; Brassicaceae.